Cucurbita pepo subsp. pepo (vegetable marrow) is the source of this 1247-nucleotide messenger RNA. NCBI's taxonomy places the organism in Eukaryota, Viridiplantae, Streptophyta, Magnoliopsida, Cucurbitales, Cucurbitaceae. The record is from RefSeq and is a predicted model, not a curated record.
UGAAUGCAAAUGAGUGCCUGCUGACAAGAAUGCAAGAGAUGUCAUUGGAUUACCAUUUCACAGUGGAGCAAGAAGUUGGGUCUGCUACCCAUGCCUUCUUUGGCUUCAAUGGAACUGCUGGAGUGUGGAGAAUUGCUGCAAUCAAUGAGGCAGGUGGGUGGAAGGACAGGACCACCGUGGAAGACAUGGACCUUGCCGUCCGAGCUAGUCUUAGAGGGUGGAAAUUUGUCUACUUAGGUGACCUGCAGGUAAAAAGUGAGCUUCCUAGUACUUUCAAGGCCUUCCGUUUCCAGCAGCAUCGAUGGUCUUGUGGCCCUGCCAAUCUUUUCCGCAAAAUGGUCAUGGAAAUUGUCAGAAACAAGAAAGUGAAAUUCUGGAAGAAAGUUUAUGUGAUCUACAGUUUCUUCUUUGUCCGGAAGAUCAUUGCCCAUAUGGUUACUUUCUUCUUCUACUGUGUUGUUCUUCCCCUCACCAUUUUGGUUCCUGAAGUGUAUGUACCAAUUUGGGGAGCUGUUUACAUUCCUUCCGUCAUCACCAUUUUGAACUCGGUCGGAACCCCAAGGUCGAUUCACCUUCUGUUCUACUGGAUCCUUUUCGAGAACGUGAUGUCGUUGCACCGCACGAAAGCAGCUCUAAUCGGUUUAUUCGAAGCGGGUCGAGUGAACGAAUGGGUUGUGACUGAAAAGCUAGGAGAUGCUCUGAAGAACAAGGCAGCUGCUGAUGCUGCAAAGAACAAAGCAAACGCCAAAGUUCCCAAAAUUAGACUAAGAUGCAAGUUUGGUGACAGAAUCAACACAUUGGAGCUGGGAUUUGCAGCGUUCUUGUUCUUUUGUGGGUGCUAUGACUUUGUUCAUGGGAAGAACAACUACUUCGUGUACCUUUUUCUUCAGACAUUCAGCUUUCUGAUCACUGGAGUUGGAUAUGUCGGAACCAUCAUCCCAAGCUCUUAAAAAGUGAAGAACACUUCCGUUUAUAUAUAUAUAUAUGAAUAUGGGGUUCUGAGUUGCAUUUGAGAUUCAGCUAAUAAUGUUCUACAGAAGAGAGUAGCGUGCCUAACUUAGAGGAAGAAAGAAAGGAGUUUCACAGGCGAAUAGUUCAGAUAAAAAGCCUGAGAUGUUAUGGAAGGAAAGAUGAAGAAGAAGAAAAUGGGGAAUUGAAUUGCCAAGGGCAUUUUCGUCAUUUAGAUUGUUUUUUUUUUAAUUGUGAAAAUUCUUUUUUUUUUGUAAUUUUCUGGGGUUGUUGGUCAA